GUUCGGAUUCAACUGCGUUCUCCAUUCCAUAGCCCCGCGCAGUUACCAUGGCGACAGAGCGUCAGUACCAGCUGGUGAUACUUGGGGCCUCUGGCUUCACAGGGCAGUUUGUGGUUGAGGAAGUGUCCCGGGCGGCAGAUAGUGAAGAUUUCAAGGGCUCUGGGCUCCGCUGGGCAGUUGCGGGUCGGAACAAGAAGAAGCUGGAGGAAGUUUUGCAGAAUGCAGCACAGAGACUGUCCAAGCCACAACUGAAGACUAAUGUUGACAUAAUCAUCUGUGAUGUAAGUGACCCUCCCUCCCUCGCUGAAAUGUGCAAGAAGGCCUCUGUUGUUCUGGACUGCGUGGGGCCAUACAGGUUUUAUGGUGAGCCAGUGGUGAAAGCCUGUGUUGAGAAUGGAGCACACUUUGUUGAUAUAAGCGGAGAGCCCCAAUUUCUUGAGGGAAUGCACCUGAAGUAUAACAGCCAAGCAGCAGAGAAAGGAGUAUAUAUUGUUGGCAGCAGUGGUUUUGACUCCAUUCCAGCAGAUCUAGGUGUUUUAUUCACCAAAAACAGCUUAAAAGGGACUCUGACUGCAGUUGAAAGUUUUUUGUCUUUCAAAUCAGGACCAAAGGGCACCUGCAUUCAUGAUGGAACAUGGCAAUCGGCAAUUCAUGGAAUUGCAGAUCAGGGGAAUCUUAGGAAAUUGAGAAAGCAGUUGGCAUAUAAGCCUCUUCCAGUAGUCGGGAGGAAAAUAAGGAGGAGAGGAGCAGUGUUUUAUAGUAAUGAACUGAAGGAAUAUGCCAUUCCGUUUUUGGGAGCAGAUGCUUCUGUUGUCAGACGGACGCAGCGUUAUCUGCAUGAGACUCUGCAGGAAUCUCCUGUGCAGUAUGCUGCAUAUGUAGCUGUUGGUGGUCUUACAUCUGUGAUAAAACUGAUGUUUGCUGGAAUCCUAUUUUUACUUUUCACAAAGUUCAGCUGUGGGAGAAAACUUCUGAUCAAAUUCCCCAAUCUUUUUUCAUUUGGCUAUUUCUCAAAGGAAGGACCAACACAAGAACAGAUGGAUGGAUCAUCUUUCACAAUGACAUUUUUUGGUGAAGGUUAUAGCCAAGGGCACAAGCCACAAGACGGGAACCCAAAUGUAAAGAUCUGUACGCAAGUGUCAGGACCAGAAGCUGGGUAUGUUGCUACUCCUAUAGCAAUGGUACAGGCCGGAGUGACCAUUUUAAAGGAACCUGCUUUGCUUCCAAAAAGCGGAGGGGUAUACACACCAGGUUGUGCUUUCUCUAAGACGUCAUUGAUUGAACGUCUGAACAAAGCUGGUCUCCACUUCUCUGUCAUCAGCAAACCAGAAGCCUGAGAAGCAUUGGGAGCAGUGUAUCUACAAACAUGGCUAACUGGGAUACCGUCCACUUACACACAAUUACACGUUUAACUCAUGUGUUGAUUACUUGGAACUGUUAAGUAGCCAAUUAAAUUUCUUCGUUCACGUUA
Molecule: messenger RNA, 1471 nt
Organism: Xenopus laevis (African clawed frog)
Lineage: Eukaryota; Metazoa; Chordata; Amphibia; Anura; Pipidae
Gene: sccpdh.S
Product: saccharopine dehydrogenase (putative) S homeolog
Biological process (GO): glycolipid biosynthetic process
Cellular component (GO): plasma membrane; mitochondrion; lipid droplet
Source: RefSeq, marked provisional